Molecule: messenger RNA, 579 nt
Organism: Alexandromys fortis (reed vole)
Lineage: Eukaryota; Metazoa; Chordata; Mammalia; Rodentia; Cricetidae
Gene: Rps27l
Product: ribosomal protein S27 like
Exons: 4
Coding region: 160-414 (84 amino acids)
Biological process (GO): translation; ribosomal small subunit assembly
Cellular component (GO): ribosome; cytosolic small ribosomal subunit
Molecular function (GO): RNA binding; structural constituent of ribosome
Source: RefSeq, a predicted model, not a curated record
GAGCCGCACCACCGAGACGGGAGCCUAGAGAGGCCGCCCCGCCCGCAUUCCCCUCCACUACGCCUCGCCGCCUCUAUCCCCGGAAGUUGUAGCUGAGCACUCGCUAGCAAGCACCUCACCUCGGAGAUCUGGAGCAUCGGUGCUGGCCGAGCCGUCACCAUGCCUCUGGCAAGAGACCUUUUACACCCUUCCUUGGAAGACGAAAAGAAAAAACAUAAGAAGAAACGGCUGGUUCAGAGCCCAAAUUCUUACUUCAUGGAUGUGAAAUGUCCAGGCUGCUACAAGAUUACUACAGUUUUCAGCCAUGCUCAGACAGUGGUUCUUUGUGUAGGUUGUUCAACAGUGCUGUGCCAGCCCACAGGAGGAAAAGCCAGGCUCACAGAAGGCUGUUCAUUUAGAAGAAAGCAACACUAAACAUCUAUACAAGUUCCUGAGUUUGCGUUUUUUCACAGAAAGCCUUAUCAAGUUUAGUGACUCUACCAAGACAAUGUAACUGUGUUUGAUUUUAUAAAGUAUACAACAGUGAUCUCCUAUUUUGGUGUCAGUUUUUCAAUAAAGUUUUAAUUAUAGACAAGUUCA